UCUGGUUCUGUCAAUCCCACCUUCAGCCAAGAUGAUGCUGAGGGGUCUGGUUCUGUCAAUGCCACCUUCAGCCAAGAUGAUGCUGAGGGGUCUGGUUCUGUCAACGCCACCUUCAGCCAAGACUCUCCUGAGGGGUCUGGUUCUGUCAACGCCACCUUUAGCCAAGACUAUGCUGAGGGGUCUGGUUCUGUCAACGCCACCUUUAGCCAAGAUGAUGCUGAGGGGUCUGGUUCUGUGAAUGCCACCUUCAGCCAAGACUCUCCUGAGGGGUCUGGUUCUGUCAAUGCCACCUUCAGCCAAGAUGAUGCUGAGGGGUCUGGUUCUGUCAACGCCACCUUCAGCCAAGACUCUCCUGAGGGGUCUGGUUCUGUCAACGCCACCUUUAGCCAAGACUCUCCUGAGGGGUCUGGUUCUGUCAAUGCCACCUUCAGCCAAGAUGAUGCUGAGGGGUCUGGUUCUGUCAAUGCCACCUUCAGCCAAGACUCUCCUGAGGGGUCUGGUUCUGUCAAUGCCACCUUUAGCCAAGACUAUGCUGAGGGGUCUGGUUCUGUCAACGCCACCUUUAGCCAAGAUGAUGCUGAGGGGUCUGGUUCUGUGAAUGCCACCUUCAGCCAAGACUCUCCUGAGGGGUCUGGUUCUGUCAAUGCCACCUUCAGCCAAGAUGAUGCUGAGGGGUCUGGUUCUGUCAACGCCACCUUCAGCCAGGACUCUCCUGAGGGGUCUGGUUCUGUCAAUGCCACCUUCAGCCAAGAUGAUGCUGAGGGGUCUGGUUCUGUCAACGCCACCUUCAGCCAGGACUCUCCUGAGGGGUCUGGUUCUGUGAGUGCCACCUUCAGCCAAGACUCUCCUGAGGGGUCUGGUUCUGUCAACGCCACCUUCAGCCAAGACUAUGCUGAGGGGUCUGGUUCUGUGAAUGCCACCUUCAGCCAAGACUCUCCUGAGGGGUCUGGUUCUGUCAAUGCCACCUUCAGCCAAGAUGAUCCAAGACUAUUCUGA
This is a messenger RNA of Rhinichthys klamathensis goyatoka, 996 nucleotides long. RefSeq names its product period circadian protein-like. Lineage: Eukaryota; Metazoa; Chordata; Actinopteri; Cypriniformes; Leuciscidae. The transcript is spliced from 2 exons. The record is from RefSeq and is a predicted model, not a curated record. The annotation marks the transcript as partial.